AUGGAACACGCACUCCUUGUUUCGGGCUAUCGCUCCAAGGUAAGAUUGAGGUUCGCGAGCAAGAGCCAGGUUUCCACCCCAAGAGUUGUCAGGCCAGAUUACUGCGGCAUAGUGGGGAUGUUCAAGCACGGAUGUUGGAGUCUCACGAGGACUUCGCCGUCUCAAACCAUGAUCCAAUCUACGAGAGCGCAUGAAGAUGAGAUAGUUACCCUUACAGAGUAUUGCCAUCGUGAGACUUGGGUAUUUCCCAAUGUUUUACGAAGCCUUCGUCUGUGUUUGCUCCCCAAUCAGCUUCCCCUCUCGCACGGUGUAAGGCUUCAGCACACCCACUUCUGCCCUUCGCGCACGCCGCAACAACCAACAAGAACGGCUAAAGCGGCGUGUCGUGGCGUCGGAAGCAGCAAGAGCAAGCCCCAAAUAUUCCAGCAAAGGACCAUCGCAACUGCCCGCCCAAGCAGCGUCCGGGUGGAGUCGCGUGGAGACGGCGACGCGCUAGAAAAGGCUGCGGACGUGGCUGGAGUUGCUGCGCUGGGCUGA
Coccidioides immitis RS is the source of this 537-nucleotide messenger RNA. RefSeq lists its product as uncharacterized. The transcript has a single exon. NCBI's taxonomy places the organism in Eukaryota, Fungi, Ascomycota, Eurotiomycetes, Onygenales, Onygenaceae. The record is from RefSeq and is a predicted model, not a curated record. Bases 1 to 537 code for a protein of 178 amino acids.